ACAGGUCAAAGUCUCAUCCACCAUUCACUAUCAAUAGUCUCUGUUUGUGCUGCUCAGUCUUCUCACCAAAACCCUUCACGGCUAUCCAGCUCACCUUCUCCUCAGACCCUUUAGAUCUGUUGGGACCCGGUGUUGAAUCAUGUUGUCCCGUGUGCUGGUGCUUCUUUGGCUGUGUAUCUCUACAGGCUUGGCCGCUACGCUCAUCCAGGCCGCAGGGGACUCGACAGCUGAUGGGUCUGUUUUACCUGAAGCUCAGGCGGAUGGGACACCAAAUGUGGAGUUUCAGGCAGAAGACAUCCUAAAGGAAGAUCCCCUUGCUGUGGAGAAACCAGCAGAGACUCAGAGUGCCACUGAAGAGUCUGAGGACGAUUCAUACUGGGGUCUGAACUCAAUCCGAGGAAGCUUCCAGUCAGUGAAUAGUUAUUUUGACUCAGUGCUGGAGUUGAUGGGAGGACGGGAUGGUGUGUGUCAGUACCGCUGUAGAUAUGGUAAAGCUCCUCAGCCUCGUCCUGGCUACCAGAUGCCUGAACCCGACGGCUGUAGCACCACGCUGCUUGGCUUCCAGGUACCAAACAGUUUUGAUGUGGGUGUUCCAGCCAUGACUAAGUGCUGUAACCAGUUAGACAUUUGCUACGACACCUGCGGUUCGAACAAGUACCGCUGUGACACAAAGUUCCGCUGGUGCCUUCACAGCAUCUGUGGUGAUCUCAAGAAGAGUCUGGGCUUAGUUGCAAAGGUUCAAGCAUGUGAGACCUUUGCUGACACUAUGUAUAACACAGUGUGGACUCUGGGCUGCAGGCCCUUCAUGAACAGCCAGAGGGCAGCGUGCUAUUGUGAAGGAGAAGAGAAAGAUGAGCUGUAAACAUCUGCACAUCAUCUUUAACACCUGUGAACACUCUUUAUGUGUUUACAAUACUGACUCCACGGCAAGGAUCAGCUGUGUUCGAAUUGAGGGGGGGCUGGGGUAGUCCUGGACCUCCUAUAAGCCUUGAGAGAAACCCUAUGAAGCACAAAAAAUAUUAAUUGGGGGGUUGCCUGUUUUUAAUUAAAAUACUACAUGAAUUUAAAAUUCUUGUGCUGAGCUGCAACAAAGUGAUAUUGUCAAAUUUUUUUCCCAAUUUUGCAGUAAACCAAAAGAUUUCUGUCUGAAAUUUCACACUAAUUUGAGGGGUAAAAUGGUUAGGGUUUGAGUUAAGGGUCAUGUGAGGUUUCUUUGAUUAAAACAUUGAUUCAGGACGAAUAAAAAAGCUGAUCCAGGAUCAACAUUACAAUGAUGGGGGCUUGGCCAGGGGGGUGGGGCUUAGCUAGGGGACAAUUCGAACACUGGGGAUCAGUAAAUCUCACAAAACACUUCCAGUUCACAUUCAAAUAUAAAAUAUAUUUAUUAGAAGCCAAAAUAUUUUCACCCCAGUUUGCAUUAUGAUUGCAAUUUGAUUUUUUUUUACUAAUGGGGUUAUAAUAUUAAAAUGGAGUUUUAGUAAUUUUUUUAAAUAAUCACAAGAAAUACCAGGCAGUACAAAAAAUACUACAAUUUAAAUAAUAUUUCAGUAUUUUUCAAAAUUGAUAAUUGGAGUGGAGGUGUCACAUAAAACAGUUUUUUAUUUUUUUGAUGGCAGGAACUUUAGCAAGGGACCCCUUUCCUAAAACAUAUAUCCAUAUAUUUUACAAAGAAAUUUUAAACUGUGAUAGAUAAAUAGUAAUUGUGAUAU
This is a messenger RNA of Paramisgurnus dabryanus, 1709 nucleotides long. It is a transcript of the gene pla2g12b, whose product is annotated as phospholipase A2, group XIIB. Gene Ontology annotation, cellular component: extracellular region. The record is from RefSeq and is a predicted model, not a curated record. NCBI's taxonomy places the organism in Eukaryota, Metazoa, Chordata, Actinopteri, Cypriniformes, Cobitidae. Gene Ontology annotation, molecular function: A2-type glycerophospholipase activity; calcium ion binding. Gene Ontology annotation, biological process: phospholipid metabolic process; cholesterol homeostasis; lipid catabolic process.